AUGAAUGAAACUGUCAAAUUUAACCCAAAAGAACUUUUAGAUGCUUUUAAAAAGGCGAAAGGCGGCGAAGAAGUUGUAAUUGACGAAUAUGUACGUGGUUAUGUACAGCUUACCCAUUUUUUUGAUCUUCUGGGGACCGUAUUUGGCUAUAUUAAUUCAGAUAUAAAUGAAAAAGUUGCCAUUUUGCAAUAUUAUCGUAGCGGAGAAAUUAGCGAAUUUUAUCGAACGGUGAAAUCGAUGAUGGAGUAUGAGAUUCCCAAGGACUUUUCUGUAAGUGCUGAACACCCUAGCGGCUCGAGGACUUUGUUGAGGCUCCACAGAGCUCUCGCGUUUGCGGGUUUGUUUAUGAAGCGCUUGGCCGAAGCAGGUUUAGAAGACAAAUCGUCAACCAUUGCUUAUGAUUCUUAUCACGAGACAUUGGCACAGUUUCACCCGUGGUUAAUACGUAAAGGUGUCGGGGUCGCUACAUACACGCUGGGGACGUGUGGAAAUCUCUUGGAAAAAUGUGGAAGCGAUUUACACAACGUCGAGGAAACGAAAGAAAUUUUAGCUGAAGUCGCCUUAGCGAUGGACGAAGUUUAUAAACAAACUGAAAGUCUGUAUACUCAAUUUGAUCUUCAUGGCCUACCGUAG
Molecule: messenger RNA, 633 nt
Organism: Paramuricea clavata
Lineage: Eukaryota; Metazoa; Cnidaria; Anthozoa; Malacalcyonacea; Plexauridae
Source: the annotation of a GenBank genome assembly